Molecule: messenger RNA, 1863 nt
Organism: Rhinolophus ferrumequinum (greater horseshoe bat)
Lineage: Eukaryota; Metazoa; Chordata; Mammalia; Chiroptera; Rhinolophidae
Gene: OC90
Product: otoconin 90
Exons: 15
Coding region: 115-1620 (501 amino acids)
Biological process (GO): arachidonate secretion; lipid catabolic process; phospholipid metabolic process
Cellular component (GO): extracellular matrix
Molecular function (GO): phospholipid binding; calcium ion binding
Source: RefSeq, a predicted model, not a curated record
GACUGGGUCCCCAUCUUGUUCAAAGCCGAGCCUCGUUCAUCCAACUGCUUUAGAGUGGGACCUGCACGGAGCCGUUCCUGUUGAGGCCACAUUCCCACCCUGUGCUCUCCUGCUAUGGUUGUGCUUCUUCUCAUGGGGAUGCUGAUGGCCCCGCAUGUCGGGGGCCACCCUCUGGACACCCCACACCGCCCACAGGUGCUGCCUCUGGGACUCUCAAAAAAUCUCAAUAUCACGUUCUUCAACGGGGUGUUUAAAAAUGUGGAAAGUGCGACAGAAAUUUUUGACUGCCUGGGCUCCCAUUUCACGUGGCUGCAGGCCGUCUUCACCAACUUCCCGGCACUGCUCCAGUUCGUCAGCGGUCUGAGGUGUGUGGCUGGGCUCUGUCCCCGAGACUUGGAAGACUACGGCUGUGCCUGCAGGUUUGAGAUGGAAGGGCUGCCGGUGGACGAGUCUGACAGUUGCUGCUUCCAGCACCGCCGGUGCUAUGAGGAGGCUGCUGAAAUGGACUGCUUCCAGGACCCUGCCAGGCUUAGCACAGAGGUCAACUGUGUCAGCAAGAAGAUCACGUGUGAGUCCAGAGACCCUUGCGAGCACCUGCUGUGCACCUGCGACAAGGCUGCCAUAGAAUGCUUGGCUCAGUCCAGCACCAACUCCUCCCUGAACCUCCUGGACUCCUCCUUCUGUCUGCUUCAGCCUCCGGAGACAACCAGCAGGAAGGAGCUGACGACCCUUCUGCCCAGAGUGGAUCCCAUGGAGCCCACAGAAAGCAGCCUGAUGGCCCUCUCAGGAGAAGUGGCUGCUGACACCAGAGCUGACCAACUGACCAAUCUUUCCAGGACACAUCAAGGAACCACUCUCUCCAGGACAAAAGCAAGCCAAGAGCAGGAAGGCAGAGAAGCAGUGAGGACCACAGCCCCGCCAGGAUCUGCAGAGAUCAUUGCCGCAGCUAGAAGUGCAACUGUUGUCCCCUCUGGCAUUCAAUCUUUGGGGUUGGCUGUGUCAUCCAUCAAAAGCGGUCCUGAGGAAACAACUGGAAAAGCCUGUGACAGGUUCACCUUCCUGCACUUGGGGAAUGGGGACAACACACAGGUGAUGACCCAGCUUGGAGAGAUGCUCUUCUGUCUGACGUCCCGAUGCCCAGAGGAGUUCGAGUCUUAUGGCUGUUACUGCGGGCAAGAAGGACGAGGCGAACCCAGGGACGCCCUGGACAGGUGCUGUUUGUCCCAUCACUGCUGCCUGGAGCAGGUGAGAAGGCUGGGCUGCCUGCUCGAGAGGCUUCCUCAAUCAGCGGUGGUGUGCGCGGAUGGUGUACCCAAGUGUGCGGGGCAGGGCCUGUGCACGAAGCUGCUUUGUGCCUGUGACCACACAGCGGCCGAGUGCAUGGCCUCGGCGGCCUUUAACCAGAGUCUCAAAUCAUCAGGGAGCCAACAGUGCCAGGGAAACAUGCUACCCUGCGAGGACGGCAUGCACGCAGGGCCUGCGGCCUCCUCCCUCGGCUCCAGCUCUGAGGAGAACAGCGAGGAGGCCAUGCCUCGGACGGUGCACCUGAGAAGGACCAGAAGAUUUCUGGGGAAGUCACUUGGUCCCAUGGGGACCAGGCUACCACAGGGCCCCAAAUAAAUCCCCCGAGAAAACGACAGGCACAUCCUGUUCUGUUCCUCCCGUUACCAUAACCUCUUUGGGUCUCAGUCUCCUCGUCUGUCCUCUGAGCAGAGGCUCAAAGGGAAGAGAGGUGGCGAGACCCUUGCCCACGGCGAUCUGUUUGUGAGCUCAUAUUCAAAGGUGCAUUUGGAGAAGGCAGACGAGCUGUGGUUCCAGACUUCUUGUCGUGCACUGUGGAAGUUCAAUAAAUAUGCCAAUCAA